GUUGAAAGAUGGCGGCGUUGGAGAUCGUAAACACAGUCUUUUGAAAGAAAAAUAAAGACACAUUCUGUUGGCGAUUACAGUGAAGAUUUAUUUAUUUAAUAUGCCAUCAGAAAAUGUAAAUAUGAUCUUCUAAUUUGUUUAAAUUCUGAAGUAUUUUUAUUUGUAUAAUUUGCUACACUCCUGUCCGAAUCUAAGUCUAAGUUAGUAAGUUAGUCUAAGUAGUCCUACUACUUACUACUAAGUUAACUUCUAAGCUAGGUAACGAUUAAUUCGAUAAAAAAAAUUCGAUAAAAAAAAUGAAAUCCCCAAAAACUAUAAAAAUGUUACAUUUGUAUAGAAUAUAAAGAAAUUUCGGUAGCCCAAACUUCAGAUUUAAAAAAAUUAAACAAGAAUCAACUUUCCAGCUUUAGAACUUUUACUUUUUGAAAUUUGAGCCAUUUGAGCUGUGAAUUUUUAAAGUGCAAGUUCAUGUGUCAUUUGUAAUUUUUUACUUAGGCUGCAUCUCCACAAUUUGCGACCCUACAUUUCUGAUUGCGUUAUGGGCAAUAACUCUUGUUUAAAUUAUAAUUUUAUACAACUUAUUUUCUUUUUUUUUUUAAAUUUCUAAUUUUAAAAUCCAAGUGAAGUUGGGUAUAGCGACCUACAUUAUAUAUACCACUCUAACGUAGAACCAUGGUGUCUCUCAUAAAACACUUGGUGCUAUGAAAAUUGGCACACUUGUAGAUCACUAUAUAUCCAAAAGAAAUAAUAAAUAUGAAAAGGGCAUAUAUUUAAAUUCAACUUAAUUAAUCUUAAUGAUGAAAGUUAUCUUACAUUACCAAGGAUUUUCUCAACGCUGACUGAUUGUAAAUGAAAAAGAAAUUAAUUGAAAUGUAGGCCAAGAUGUCCCCAAAAGUCAAAGGAUGGAAAAGGAAUACAAUUGUGGGAUAUAAAAAUUCUUUUAUGAAUGAUAUAGCACUAACUUCAAGAAAUUAAAAACUUUGACUCCUGCGCCAAAGUCCAUUUAUUAUAAAAAUUGUGUAGUAGUCUCCUUCCUUUACUGAAGUGCCUACGUAAGCUGAAUGAAAUGAAAGAUGCCAAAUUUGGGUCUAACUAAUGCCUAGGCCUAUUACUAAUAGUAAUGUUUUAACUUUAUUUUCAACUAACUGGGAAUUGCUCUAACUUGCCUAAGUAAGGCUAAGGAAAUAAAAAACACAGGCUAUUCCUGAGAACAGUGCCCAUGGCAGCGUUUCCGUGUUUACUCAAAAAUGUGCAGGAUUCUUUCCCCUUUGUUUUUUUAAUUGUUUAUUUUCAUUGGAUGAAGUGUCAGCUUGCCCAUGACGUCAUUAUAAGUCAUUUGCGUGUUUAUUAAAUAUUUGUGCGGCGGCGAAAGAAUAUGUUAAUAACCGGUUGGAACAAGAUUUCAUGUGAAUUAAUAACGAAGUUUAUAAGAAAAGUUCAAUUUUAUGUUUUUAAAAGUUAAAUUUUAUGUUUUUAAUUUCUUACUAAAGGGGACGGUUGGGGAGAAUGCAUUUUAUCAACUACUUAUUUGAUUGUCGGAGGAAGUGCUGAUGACGUGUUUUGUAUUAAAAUUUUAAUUAGUUGAUUAUUUAUAAUUUUAAAUUAUCAUUGGUUGGCUAAUUAUCAUUUUUUAUUUGCGCCACCAUCUUUUCAACAUGUUGGCCUAAUGCCGGCAGUUGUGCUCCAAUCAUUUGUGCAUAUUUUUUUUAUUUGGAACCUGCAAUAAAGUGUGUAAAAGUGUAUUUCAUGAAACUGUAAGUUGGGUUUUCAUCCCUAACUCUAACCCCAAAUUUAUCUUUAAAAAAAACAAAUUGUAGAUGACAAAAAUAACGAAUUUCGAACAUACCGCCGGACACCCAGAGAGCACAUCAAAGAAGACGACAAGUGACGUAACGUUAAAGCACUCCUUUCUAUAUGCGUAUAAUUUUAAAGUACCCUACAAGAAAAUUAAUUUCUCUAUUUUCAUUAAUAUUUCGAACAUUCUAAAAUUCCCACACUCGUGUCUUAGCACUACUUUUUUUUUUUUUCUUGGUUGACAUGGUACGUGACUUUCUCACGGAUCAUGUCAACAAUGAUGGCGGCCAUGAUGGGAAACCCCGGGCAUCGUCCUCAAAAUUUACCAAAACACAAUUGAAUGAAUAUCACUAAGACCUUAAGAGAGAAGAUAACAUCAAUGAAAAUUAAUAAUGACCAUACUUUUAGAAUUUAGCCAAUUUCUAAAUAUCAUCAAAAUUGUUAGUCAAAACUUGUCUUUUUGUCCCCCAUAGGAUAACAAUGAUCAAAUUUGAUUUGAUUAUAUAGUCACACCGAAUAUUAUUAUUCAAGGGGGACGUUUUGGUAGGCUACAAUGUUAAAUUAUCAUUUUGGUGAAUUUAAUUAUUUUAACAUUUUGAAAUCUAAUUAUUAGCAAAAUAUUGAACAAAAUUUCUUGGGGGGUCAUCCAUAAAUGAUGACACCCUUUUUGGGGCAAAAAUCCCUCCAACCCCAAAAUCAUCAAAAAUCGUCAUAGAAAAAAAUAAGUAUUCAUCCACCUUUGGUAUUGAAAUAAUUGAAUAUUUGUUGAAAUAAAAUCAAUUCAUUAUCAGAAUGUUCCACAAGGUAUUAUGACAAUUACAUUCCACAGCCAUUCUCAAACAAAAGUUACAAUCACAAGCAAAAUAAUCCCAAAUAAUUAUACAACAUUAUCAACAUUUUACAGAAGUGUUCUCAGAAGAAUAAUUCAGUUUUAGCAUUUCCUUCAAACAAAUAUUUAAGACUAAACUGACUCUAAAGUUAAAUGUAAUUGUCUGCCUCUAGGCAGACCUCACAAAAUAUCAAAUAAUACUUGAAAUUAGUAAUUAAAAAAGUAUUUUAAAAUGCUGGAGAUUGUCAUAGACUUUUUAAGAGAAAAAGUCUUAAAAUUAUGUUUACUCCUGUCACACUGCAUAUGAAAGUCACUGUUAACAAUAAAAUUAUAUUGCGUUCUUAUUUAGUAUAAGAUGCAGAGCAGCACUACAUCAAAUUUGAGCUUUGAAUCUUGAAAAUUAAUGAUUACAAAUUUGCUUAAACAAUAUUUUACCACCUUUAGUUGUUCAACAUCAACUUUCAACAUGGUUGAGGGAAGAAUUAAGCCUAAGUAAUCAUAAUUAGCCAGUGCUGAAGAGUUAAGAGCCAAGAUCGAAGAAUAGAGGCAAAUAAAAACUGUUUCUAAAGUUUGAUAGGUUCAAAUAAAUUUAUAAUUUGUUAAAAUAAUUAUUUUCUAUUUUGGGUUAUAAUUUAAAAGAAAAGAGCAUACAGCAUACAUUUUAUUUUUGUCUGGAUCUUGAUGAACAUAUUCACUCAUAUAAUUUUCAGAGGAGGCCAAAAGACGAUACCUGGACAUCAGCAGAGCUGAAUAAAGCAUUGAAAGUAAAUUAUAUUUAAGACAACUCUUUUUUUUUCCUUAAAAAUGACAUUUCAUGUAUUUAUUAAAUAUAUUAAAAAUGAUAUGAUGGCAAUAACAACAAAUGAAAAUAAUUUAAAAGGACUAAAGCAACCUUGGUAUACUUUGGGUUUUCCAGGGCUCAAUCAGUUGCUAAAUGUGCAUGUUUGAUUACUGGUUUAUUUUAAUUAAACCUAAUAUACAAUUCAGGCUCUGACCACUUCCAGUUUCCAACACCAUUUGAUGAACCACACAAUCUCCAAAAUCAUCAAAAUUAAAUCUUUACACUUUAAUCCAAAUCUUUGUGCCUAUAUAGGGUUAGGAUUAGUAUUAAAGUUAAACUCUCCUUGCAUAUGACCAGUGUCCAUCACAAAUUCUUUGAAACCAUGAAGAAGUUAUGUUUAGUAUAUGGUUUAAAUAUUUGUUAUUCAUUUAGUACAUUGAAAGACUCCUUGAUUUUAAAUAGAAAUUAUUGUCUGCAGGGAUCACAAGAUGACAUGCAUCGAACUAAAAGGAGAAAGGAUGAUGAUGGUGAGUUUAAGAGUUAUAUCUUUGAUAAAGAAGGUGAUAUGUAUCAAAGUAAAUUUUAUUUAAAAAAAAGACUUUUUAGAGAAAUUUUAUUCCCUAAUAUCUAUGGCUGUACAAUUUCAGCUGAUCGAAGACAUCACCGCGAUGAGGUGAAUGGUGCUGAGCAUAGGAAGGAAGAGGACAGAAGGUCUCAUAGAAAAGAUGAGGUUUGUAAACAUGAUAAAAUCAAUUUCUACUGCUAUUAUCAAUCUGAACACUUUCCCAACAUUUUAAAUACAUUUAAAAAUUAUUUUAAACUUUUAAUGUUAGAAAUAAAAGUCAUAAGGGCAAGUAAAUUGAUCUUAAGAGGUUUACAUUGAUCAGGAUAUUUAUCGCCUCAUGCGCACUUGUUUAAAAUUAUUAAUGAUAUUGCUUUAGGAUAUUCAAAAGAAUAGGCGACAUAGAGACAGGGGUGACUCCACUGAAAAGGUUGACCUCACAGAGGUAAGAGCACUAAACAUUUAAAUAGAUAUAGAAUCUAACGAUGCAGAGGAAAAAAAUACAAUAGACUUGGUAUACUGUGAUGCCUUUUUGUGUAAAUAUAAAAAAAUGUACCGCAUUAAAAAUUAGUAUGAAUGUCUUUUUUUCUUUUUAAAUAAAAAUUAAUCAAUAACAAAUUGAAGAAUUAAAAGUAGUUAGAUACCAAAUCAGCAAAGGCUUUUUAAAUCCAUAAUUGUAAAAGGGAUUGUUGACAGUGGUGUUAUUAGCACUAUAUCAGUUUUGGCUAUGAGGAGUAAAACUAUAUUCCUUCGAGUUCAGAUCAAGAUAAAUCUAAAUUAAUUAAAUUCUUAAAGCUUAAAUUUAAAAUUUGCCACUUUUAUCCUUUUUUUAUGUUUGCUAUGCUAAAGAACUAUAUGAUGAAAAUCCAUUUAUUACAAUAAUAUAAAACACUCUUAACUGAUAGAGUAAAACAAUUAAAAGACAUCUGUAGUAACAAUCUGUUAUCAUUCAGGCCACCAGUGCUGCUGUAUGUAUAAAAUUUCUUUGACAAUUUAUAAAUAUUCAAAAUUAUGUCCACUUCGGUUGUGCAGUUUACACUAUUUUAUGUUUUGCAAUGAUUUCAAUUAUUUUUAAAAUUCAUUUUUCUUAAAAGAGAGAAUUAAUAUAUGUUAUAUCAUCCCUAUGUAAAUAAUAAUUACUAAGCUUUAAUUCACCAGAAUUAUAAGUUACAAAAAAGUAUUAUUCACUAGAUUGUUCUUUGUUUUGAUUUAAGUUGUAGCUAACUUCAAAUUAAGUCAAUAAAUAAUUUUUUUAAAAAUUGCACGUAGAUGUUUUAUUGAGUGCUUUACUUCACUGGAGAUCUUGUCAUAUUUUUUGUUCCUUAAUGGAAGUUUUUUUUUCUUAAAAUUUUAAAUUAAAAAUAUACUGUAUAUUGAUUGAUUCAAUACCUCAAAAAACUUUUGGAGGCUAUAGCUUGAAUAGGUUUGGAAAAAAUGAAUCGCAGUUGGCCGUUCAUAAUAUUUUAUUAAAACAUUACUGUUUCAUUUAAUUAAUUAAUUGCUACUUAGGAGGAGAGAGAAAGGAUGCGUCAAGAGAGGCGUGCUAAAAGAGAAGGGGGAAAAGAGGUAAUUUUAAAAAAAUUCACAUAAUAUUGUUUUAUUUUUAAAAAUAAUACUGAAAGAAUGGUGUAUAAUAAAUGAGCAUAUUUUAAAAAAUCUAGUUUUGUCCCUUCAUCUUACACAUGUUAAUUUUAGGAAAAAAAGUCCAGGCCCAAAGAAAGUAAAACUUCUAAAAUAGUUGAGGAUGACCAGGAUGACAGGCGGCGACGCCGACAUGAGAAAGAUGAACCAGGUCAAGGUGACAGGAAAAGCAAUAACGAAGAGGAAUCUACAAAACAUAAGGAGGACAGACAAAGGGAAAGGUAGUGAAUAAUACAUUUUUUGUCAAAGAAAUAUAUAUCUAUCACAAUUUUGGCAAUUGUGGUAUAUCAUAACCAUUGUGGAAUUUUAGAGAUCUGUUUUUUCCUUUAAAUUAUCUAGUGAAAUCAAAUUGAUUUCAAUGUCAAGUGACUUUUAUUUUAAUUGUAAAGUUUUAAAAUUUUACAGCCAGCAAGUUUUGUAUAAGUUUGAAAGAGGAAAGUUCAUUAUUUUAUAUUUCACAGACGACAAUAUGAAAAAGAACGUGAAAAACAUCGAGAGGAAGGAGACAGGGAACACAAGAGACACCGGGAUGAAGAUGACCGGAAGCGGCGCCCUAAGGAAGAGGGUUCAUCUCGACAUCACAAAGAAGAAGGUUCAUCUCGUCGUCGCACUGAUAGUAGUGAUCGACCUAGAAAAACUGAUGACUCUGAGCGGGGCAGUGACAGACACAGAAAAGUAGGUGAAUCUGAACAUCAAAAAAAGCGAGCUGACGGUGACGAAGAGGUAAGUGAAUAAAUGACAGAUGAGAUUUUUUAAUUUUAAUUAAUUGCAAAGACAAAUGCACUAAUUCAAAUGCACUAAUUUUAGCUUAUUCUGAUUGUAUUAGAAAACAAAUCACAUCAAAUAUGGAAAAGUUUAUUUAAACCAAUAAUAAAAACCAAAUAGUUAGACAAAAUAUUUUGUUAGCGAAUAAAAAAUGUCUGAGGAAAACUUUUCUACAGUUUAUUCAAUAGCCUUUUAGUUUCACUCUGUCUUGUUAUUCUUUCUAUUUCUCUAUGUUAACUGAAAUUUACUGUUAUAGUUUCUUCCCAUCAACUAUUGCUAAAAUAUAUAUUUGAAAGGCUGAACGAGAAAAAAGAAGACAAGAGAGGAGAGAAAGACAAGAGAAAGAAAGACAGAAGGAUAAAAGCAGAGAGAGAGAUCAUCACAAAGAGAAAAGUAACAGAGAUAGUGAUAGAAUCAAGGAAAAAGAAUCUGGAAGCCAUAGAAAAUCUGAGGUUAAAAAAAAUAAAUUAUGCUUAAGCAUUUUGUGUAUAAACUAAGCAUUAAAUUCAGAAGCAAUUUUUUUAUUUAUUUUAAUGAAAUUUUUUAAUGAAUCAAUUCUAAAGAUGUGGCCAAUCCUUAUGAUUUAAAAGUAUUUGAUGAGAGUUUCUUAAAAAUAAAUGAAAUUGGCUAACUUACAAUUUUUCCUAAAAAGAUAGUUCUUGGAAUCUCUUAUUUCAUUCCAGCAGAAAUUAUCUUUAAAAGAUAGAGAAGAUAAGGAGGAACAAAGAAGGUCUGAAAAACAUCGCAGCAGUAAGGAAAAAGAAAAAGUUUUAGAAAUCAAAUCGGGUUCAGAAAAACAAAGUUCAAGACACAGGGAGGUGAGGCAGCCUUUGUCAGAUAUUUUAUUUUAAUGUGAUCAUUAAUGCAUGUGAUUUAUGCAAAUCCAAUGGAUCAAAUCCUUCCUAUCAUGUGGUCCUCUGGAAUAAUUAUUUUUUCCUUUUAUCACCUUGUUUCCCUAUUACUUUGACUUGUUUUCAGACUUAUCCUAUCACAGCUAUAUAAAUUUAUAGAAACUGGAGUGUUAGCGCUUUGAUAAAAAAAAACAAUCUUUGUUUUCAUGAAUAUAGUUAGUUUUUUCCUCUUUUAAAAAGUACCAUUUAAAAAUAUAUUAUGCAUAUUAUUUGCACAACAUAAACUGUUUAUAUCUUUUUGCUUUCUCUUUCAAAGAUAGACAUAUUUAUUGCAUUUGGCGUCUCAUUUUACAAAUUAGCUUAUCUACUCAACUGGCUUUGUGAAAUUAAGACUCUACAUCCUUAUGUGUCCUAGUUCUGGGAUCCAUGGGAUGAUUACUCCAGCAUGUUGGAGGAUUUUUAUAUCUAUCUGCAUACUGUAUUUUUCAAAUUGAGCGAUUUUCCCAUUUGUUUUAUAGGAUUAAAUUUAAUUAUACCUUUAAGGAUUGAAGCUGCCUUGGUUUGUAUCUGUCAAAGUCUGGUGCAGUCAACCAAAUUGCAAUGCCAUAAUCUAAGGGUGUCAUUACUCUUCCUUCUAUUUGUAUACCAUGUUUAAUUAUUCUUUAAACUGCUUUUCAUGUAGACCCUGUCUAAAAUUUUGAAAGUUCAUACAUUGUUAAUUAAAAAGUUGGAGUAUGAUAAAGCUUUAAAAAAUGAUAGAAAAGAAUAAGAAUGGGCACAAGUCCCUAACAAAGAACGGAAAGAAUCUGGUGGAAGUACAAUUUGGUUUUUAAAUUUUACUUCCACCAACUUUCUUUCCAUUCUUCUCAGCUUCAUCUUCUUGAGGGACUUCUGCCCACUAUUUAUUUUGUCUUUCAUUUUUAGGCAUAGGUAGGAUAUAUAUUAUAUUAUGUAAAUUUAAUUUAUAGCCUACUUAUAUGAAUGUUUUUUGUUGCACUGAUGAAGAAAUUGUAUUUUGUGUAACCAUAAUUAAAACUUAACACAUAUUGUUUUAUUUACAAAAAUGGUUAGUGUCUCAUUAAUAUAUAUUGUUAAGCUUUCUGUCAAUGUUACAAAGUCAGAAACAAUUCUAAAAAGAAAUUUAGCUCAGCAUUAGUUUCUCAAGUUUUCCUACCAAUGAAAAUUUUUGAUUAAGUUUUUAUCGUCAAGCUUCAAGUUUUUUUUUAAAAUGUGGAAUUUAAUAACUAUUUGAAUUUUGCAAUUUAGUAUAAGUUGCAGUAUAAUUUUUUUAAAAACUUUUUUCUUUCCAGAGCAUUGACUCAGAAUCUAUACCUUCAUCAAAUAGUCAUCAGAAAACUAAAGAAAAGGAACAAAAAGAAGAGGAUGAAUACAAUUAUGAUGAAGAUUUUGAGGUACCUGUACUUCAGUUUUUAACCUGAAAAUAAAAUAGUCUAAGCCUUUACCAAGUGGAGAUAACUCAACAUUUAAAUAUUUUUAAAAAAAAAGUAGAGGUAAUGUUUUGCUUAAUUCUAUUUGAUAAAUUAAUGCUAACAUCUAAUUUUUUGUCAAUAGGAUUAUGAUGAUGAUUUUGAAGAUGAAGAUACACACGAAACGAAAGAGGUAUAGUUAAUUUCUUUUGUGUUUUGUUAAUAUAAAAAAAGAGAGUUCUAAAAAUCAGAUACAGCUAUUUUAAUUGUCAUAAGGAAUGUUUUUUUAAUUUGACAAGGAAAUACUCUUUAAAUUAUAUACUUUUAUAAAAUCUCACAUGUCUUUUUUGGGUAUAAUUAAAAUUAUUAAUAAUAAACCUAAGUUACAGAAUUAAAUAUUUUAAGACGGAUGAGAUUUUUUUUUUUUCAUGCAUAGCCAAAAUAUGGAAAAACUAAGGUAGGGGGGUCUUGAGCUUAUACCAUUUAAAUCAGAAAAAUUUUCUCAAUCACAUUUAUAUUACUUAAUGAAUAUAUGAAAGGCAUUUUGUAUUUAUAAAUUUCAGAGUCAAUUUCCUUCACUAAUCUUUAUUUCCAGACAAAAAAUGAGAUAACAUUCUCAAACAUGAAUAUUGAGAUUCGCAAUAAGUUAUAAUAACAGGAUAAUCUUUAAUUAGUUAUUGAUUAUGUCUUAACAAUUUCUUCCAACACAGAUACUUAUAUAUUUGUGCAUUAGAGUUGUGUUGUAAAUAAGAAAUGGAGGUUAAAAAAAUAAGAUGCUUUCUUAAAUGAUUUAAGAAUGCAACAUUUGUAGUGAAAAUUGUCUAAGCUUGUAGGAUGAAGAAAGAUGUUAAGAUUAAGAUUAAAUUUAAUGAUGUUGGGUAAAAUGAAACACAAAAUAUGUUUUAAAUUUAUUUAUACUCAUAUUUUUUUCACUAGAUGAUGGAGUCAUAUGUGGAUAAUAAAAAAAAAAGUCAUUCAUCUUGCUUAGUUAGUACUGAAGUAUCAAUUAUUUUUCAGUUACUGGACACUUUUUUUUCUAUUUCUGUUAUCAUUAUUUUUAAUCACGUUUACAUGUUUUUUGAGUAAAACAAACUACAUUUAAGAAAAAUGUUUUUACAAAAUGGUGCAUACAUUUUGUCAUAUCACAGCUAAAUCUAUUCACUUUUAAACUCAUGAGAUUUUAAAAAAAUUUAAAGCUUAUCAUUGUCAGAUCAGGUAAAAAGUAUUGUUUAUGGAUCUGUGUCUAUCAAUGUUCAUUUGAAGGAGAAAGUAAAAAGAUAUAACAGAUUUUGUAUAAAUGUUUAGCAGAGUUUUUUUAAUUCUCUCCAAAAGACACAAAAUGGUCUUCACCCACCAACUGGUCUAGUUAAUUUUUUAAGUUCCACUAUUCUAGAGAUCAAAGCUGUAAAUAAUCUCUAAAUUCUAUUAUUGCUAAAGAGUAAAAUAUUGAAGGCUUUUAAAUGUUUUAACUGUUUGCCGACUACUUUUCGGUUUAAAAAUUCCCAUUAUUAUUUUACUGAACAUGGCGGACUCUUUAUAACAUUCUUAAGUAAUAUUUGGGAAAAAGCAAACAUUUUAUCAAUAUUACAAAUUAUCUUGACAUCUUUAGGUAUUUAUAAAAUUUAAAUUUAUAAUUUUGAAAUUGAUGCUAUGUGUAUUAGAAAUUUAAUGCUAAUGAUGUCUUUAUUUUAUAUUAAUCAUCUGUAAAUGUAAUAAUGAUUCUUUAAUAACUCUUUUCACUUAUUAAAUAUAAUGUGCAUAUAUUAAAUAUGGUGGGAACUAAAAAAGUAGCUCUAUGAGGAUAAAUGGAUAGUGUUGGAACAUUAACCUAUUUAAAAUGCUGUCUAUUAUAUCAUUAUCCAUUAAAAGAAAUAUGUUUAUAGAAAUAAACGUAAAAAGAAAAUAUGAAAGAUUUGUUUGCAAUUUAAAUAAUGUAUUAUUAAAAUUUCAAUAAAUCACGGUAAAAAGUAAAGUUCGUUUUUUUUCAGGAAGGAGAAAUGGAAGAAGUGCUACGCGCAUUAGAUGAAGAAAAUAACAGACUUGUUUCAACCUCUAGGAGAUCUAACUGGUCAGAUUCUGUAAGCCAUGAAUAUUCAGAACUGUUUGAAAGGAAAACAUUUGUAAACAGAUUGCUUUAAUUUUGUUUAUACUUCAUAUUAAAAUGGCCUUUGUACUGUUGCCUUCAGCACAUUUUAUUCCCUACCAAAAGAAAUAAAUGUUGGAAUUCAACAGUCUGAUUUCAAGCCUUAAGACAAGGUUUAAAACAGCCAUUGUUUUUCUCUGUGGCCUAGACUUUAUAUAACAUUUUGUGAAUGGACAGGAAGUAUUCCAUGAUCGUGGUGGUUGUGAGACCUUGUACUUUACUGACUCUACCUGAAAAUACACUUUUUAGUUUUAACUUUGCCAUGUGACAAAACACAUUAAAAAAAUAUUUGUUUAAGUUGACCAUAGGUAUAUUAAUGUUUUCAGACUGAGCUUUCAGAUGACCGUUUCAAAGACAGUCGAGAUGACUAUGAGCCUGCUCCUAAACCAUCAAAGCCUAAAAGUUUUAUUAACUUUUUUUCGGCUAAACAACGGGUGAUGGACCACACAGUUGCAGGGAAGGCUCGCAAAAGGUAAAACGCCAACUUUAACUUUCUUUAUGCUGUUCAUUUGAAACAGGCGCUGAUUUAUUUCCUAUUCAACCAAACCAAACAGGAUGUUUGCCUUUUUAAAAAAUUUUUUGAUGUCUCUCCAUCUUUCCAGAUAUGAAGAUCUCUCUAAGCUUAUAGAAUUAGAUGUGUCAAAGUUUGAUAUGUUUGACCUGCCCCCAGUCAAAGAAUAUGAGCUCUACAUACGUAGCUUUGGGAGAUCUGACACAAAACAGGCAUACAUACAAACAAGGGAUGAUGACAUUGAAAGAGACAUCCAAACAGACGAAAUUGAGAGUUUGAGCAAGUGGACUCAACACCCACCUGAAGAUGAAACUGCUGUAGGAGGUAACUAACAGUCUGAUCCAGUUGUAUAUUUUCUUCGUAACUCAUUAUAUUUAAAAAAAAUAAUAAUUAAGUAAAAUUGAAUUAUUACUUAGGAAAAAAAUGCUUUAUUUUUCAUUGUGCUAUAUAUAUUAAUUUAGUUAUGUUUUAAUCUUUAAUGUAAAACAAAACAAGUGUAUGGCUCAAAGAUUUAUCAUGGCAAUGUGCAGAAGUCUUAUCUGCUAAUGUUACUUUACAAAACUUGCAUUCAAUUAACGCAUUUUAUAAGCAUCUCAAUUAGUGCUAACUUAUGGAAAUUUUAUUUUGUACACCUAUAAAAAAAAACAGCAUUACAGCAAACAUACAUACCUAGAGAAUUAUUUGUGAUAUUUUUGCGAUUCAGUAGUCAUGUCUGUUUGAUUUAUUUUUAAUUUGACAAAUUAUUUUGAAUUCCUCCAUUAAAAGGCUUAAGAUCUUUUGUUUGAAAAUAGGUUUAUAUCUUAAUGAUAUCACAAUUUUUCCAUUAUAUUCAUUGGAGUUUUUAAAGUAAACAAAACAUCCAUUCAUUAUUGAUUUUGACAAUCAGGGGAAGGAAUCAAUGUACAGACAUCAAAGGACAAUGAGAAAUCAAGUGGGCCAACAGAUCCUGAAAAACUUAAUACAUUUUUAAACAGAGUUGGCCAGGUAUUUGCAUUAAAAUCUUUAACAAAAAUUAUUUAGGAAAUUUUGAAAAAUGUAAUCAUCUUUUGCUGGUUAAACAAUUUAAGCUCAGUCAAAGAGCUGUAUUGGAAAAAAACAUCAAUCUAUGAAACUAAAUCAAUUAAACAAAGCUGCAGUCCAUCUAAACCAGGUCUCAAUGUGUUCAUAAGAAUUUAUUGCUGGUGCUUUUAUAUAAGUUUAUAAAAAUGCUGCUUUUUAAAGCUACUUGAAACAAACAUAUAAUGUUUGUUAUAUUAUUAUUAUUAUAUUAUAUAAUAUUAUUUAUACACAAAUUCUUGCAACAGUUGCCUUAUAACUAAUUGUUUUUGUUAAAUGACACUUUUUCUAAGAAAAUCAUUAAAUAUAAUUCAUUUUAUUAACAUGAUUAGCUUUAAAUAGCAAUAUCAAAAGAAGAUUAUUUUUCCAUGGGUUUGGAAAUGUGUUGUGGCUUAAAAUACAAGAUAAAACUUCUGCUUAAAAACAUGUUUAGUUAACUUUACUAGAUAAGCAAAAUUUUGGGUAAUGAUAAAAAAAGACAUAUUAACUGAUUUCCUUGAUUUUAGCAGAAAUUUGGACCUCCCCACUUUCUAAAUGACAUCUGAAAUUUUCUUUUUCAGUUUCUGUUCACAAUUUUGGAUGAAGAAUCAAAGAGCUCAACAGAUGAGGAGAAGAAGAAAGACAGCAAGCCAAAAGCCAGCUUCAGUAAAAAGACUUUUCAGCUUGGGAUUUUGAGUUUUUUGAAAGGUAGUAAAAAUAUUCAACAUGCUAUCAAUACUGAGAGUGAACUGAUCUAUCUCUGUCACAGUUUUUGUUCUCUAAAGAUUUGAUAGAUCUUAAAGCCUUUUCUGUGCUUUAAUGAAGGAAAUAGGUAUGCUUACAAAAAUAUUUAAAAAAUGUGUAUUAUUAAUAAUAUCCAGAAGGCAUUUUGGGGUUAUAAUUAUAUAACUGAUGAAGUCUUCUUGCUAGAUCUCUAGACAUGUAUUCUAUAUAAAUAGAUUGACCACCCUCAACGGCAUGGACAUACCAUAAUAAAAAUUAAUCCGGGAAAACUUUCUAAUUACUGUAUUAUAAGUAGAAAAGGGUUUAAUCCAUACCAAUAAAUGUAUAUUUGUGUGUAAUUUUUGUAAAUCUCUUAGUCAAUUUUAUCUUCCUACCCUUUCUGUCCCUACUUUGUUGAUGUCAUGAGCAAGGGCUUUACACGAUUUUAAAUAAAUUUAGAGCAUGUCUAAAUGAUGAAUUAUUUUCUGUCAUAGAACGUCAAGUAGUUGCCAUGUCAUUCUGCCAGUCAGAACCCAAUUAUCUCCUGUCAGUGCAUUCCUCAUCAGUGCAGGAUGAUCGGGUAAGUCUUUUAGUAUAGUGACAGGGGAAUUUUUGUUUAUAUAAACUGCUACCGCACCCUAUUUCUAACCCCCUCCGCCACUUUUUUUUGUUUAGCUUUAUUUUCAUUGUAUUAGCCUCUAUAUUAAUUAUUUAUAGGCAGACAAUAGUGUUUUACUGGAGGCUAAAAUAUGUAAAAAUCAUAGUAACACCUUUUCAAUUGAACUUUUUAUUGUAGAAUUGCCUUCUUUACUAAGUUUGACAUGCAGCUACCAAAAAAUGGCUUGAAUGUUAUAAUUAGCUUCACAGACAUUAAAGUUAAAGAUAAAAUAAUUUUUUUUUACAUGUAUGCAGCCAACUUAAAUUAUAACAACCAGUAAUACUUAAAAUAUCAUGAAAUAAAUAAACUGAACUUUUUUAACAUAGAUCUCAUCCGAUCCAUCUGAAAAUAGCCAGUCAGCCUCAGCUGAAAUGGUAAGUUUCUUACACAAUAUUGGUUUUUCUUCAGCUACUUUUCUUAACUCUUCCCCUAUUGAGCUUUGUCUGUGUUGAGACUGACUUAAUUUCUGAUGUAUGAAAAAAAGAGUGAAUAUGCGUUUUAGAAAACUAAAUAACUUCAAACUAAAAGUCUGGUAGCCUUGAAUUUGAUUUCAAUGGAUGUUAUGUUGCAAUACGGCUCAGUGCACACUAGAAUAAUGGCCAGAGAGUAUUCUGGGGUUUAUUUUCCCUGGGAAGUGUAAAAUGAUGGAUCAGAAAAGUCUAAUGGCAUCCUCUCAAUUACUCAAGUAGAGAAUGAAUGUGUUGUGUUUGAUUUGUAUCGCUAAAUCAGUAUAUUUAAUUUAUGAAAUAAGUGAGCCAAAAAAUUAGUCCAUCAUAAGUAGAAGUUUUGUAAAAAUUAUAAGUGCAACGAAGAUAAUGAUAAACUGCAAAACAAAAUAAACUAUUAAUUUUGCAACACGGAUGUAUCAACCCACUGUCUAAAUACACCUGAUGGAAAGCAAUAUAUUGGGUAAAAUAGUAAAUAACUUAUAAUUAAUUUUUUUAGAGCAAGAAUAGAUAAUAAUGAAUUUUUAGUCAAAUCUUUAAAAAGUCUGGUAUAUCUGUAGAAUUAAAAUUUCAUAAUUUGAAUAAAUUUGUAUAUUAUGACUUGUUUUUCUACUAAUUUCAGAAAAAGAAAGGAGCAGCCAUAGAUUCCUUAUCCAUUAUAUGUGUGUGGAACUUAUCUCAGCCUACUUAUCCCUACAGG
This is a messenger RNA of Lymnaea stagnalis (great pond snail), 14866 nucleotides long. The record is from the annotation of a GenBank genome assembly. NCBI's taxonomy places the organism in Eukaryota, Metazoa, Mollusca, Gastropoda, Lymnaeidae.